Emericellopsis atlantica is the source of this 1029-nucleotide messenger RNA. RefSeq names its product chaperonin 10-like protein. The transcript has 2 exons. The coding region runs from base 1 to 1029 and encodes 342 amino acids. The record is from RefSeq and is a predicted model, not a curated record. Lineage: Eukaryota; Fungi; Ascomycota; Sordariomycetes; Hypocreales; Bionectriaceae. Gene Ontology annotation, molecular function: oxidoreductase activity; zinc ion binding.
AUGAAGGCGCAGCAGAUCGAUCCCAAAGACCUCAAGAUCCAUCUCAACGAGGUACCCAUCCCGACACCUGCCCCCAAUGAGAUCCUCGUCAAGAUCCUCUGCGCGUCGCUGUGCCACUCGGACAUUAUGAUCUUUGAGCCCACCGAGGGCAUGCAGUAUCCAGAGAAGCCGACGACCAUGGGCCACGAGGCGACGGGGCAGAUUGUGCAGCUCGGCUCAGACGUCUCGGGCUUUAACAUAGGCGACAAUGUUGGGUUCAACCCAGCCACCCAAGUCUGCUACGAGUGUCGUCCAUGCAGAGAAGUACACAACCUGUGGUGCGAGAAGAAUGCGCCUGUGAUUCAAGGCUUCGGCAGAGACGGCUACUUUGCCGAGUACGCCGUCAUUGACCACCACAACGCCAUCGUCCUGCCCAGAGAGCUGGACCCCGUCGCGGCAGCACCUCUGUUUUGCGCGGGCGUCACGGCGUACCAUGCCAUUGACGACCUCAAGCUCCCACAUCAAAGCUGGGUCGCCAUUAUCGGAUGCGGUGGCCUUGGCCUACUCGCCAUCCAGUACGCGCGCGCCAUGCAGUACCGGGUGAUUGCCAUUGACACGGCGGUCCCCGCCCUGGAGGAAGCGAAAGCAUCCGGCGCCGAGCACGCCUUUGACCCAGCCAACGACGCCGACUACGUCAGCCGCAUCAUGGAGAUCACCGGACGCGGCGUCCACGCCGCCGUCAACUUCACCGCUAGCAAGCGUGCCUACGCGGCCAUGCCGGCCAUCAUCCGACCCGGGAAUGGCAUCCUCAUGGCCGUCGGCAUCCCCGCGCAGCCCAUUGAGCUGAGCGUCUUUGACAUUGCGCUGCAAAAGUACAGGGUCAUGGGCGCCAGCAACGGGCAGUGCCACAAUACACGCCCGGCCAUUGAGUUUAGCGCCAAGCACAACAUUGUGUCGAAGACGGAGUACUUUCCGCUCGAGGACCUGCCUACUAUGGUGGAGAAGAUGCAGAAUCACACGGCGAGGGGCAGGAUGGCGGUGCGCUUCUGA